This is a messenger RNA of Microdochium trichocladiopsis, 3426 nucleotides long. RefSeq names its product impB/mucB/samB family protein. NCBI's taxonomy places the organism in Eukaryota, Fungi, Ascomycota, Sordariomycetes, Xylariales, Microdochiaceae. The record is from RefSeq and is a predicted model, not a curated record. The transcript has 2 exons. Gene Ontology annotation, molecular function: damaged DNA binding; DNA-directed DNA polymerase activity; deoxycytidyl transferase activity. Gene Ontology annotation, biological process: error-free translesion synthesis; error-prone translesion synthesis. Gene Ontology annotation, cellular component: nucleus. The coding region runs from base 1 to 3426 and encodes 1141 amino acids.
AUGAAUAGUCGCCUUGAUAAAAACUCUACCGCUGUCAGGAAGCGCAUAGAAGAGCACCACUUUGACGAUGAGCAUGGCGAGGAAUAUGAAGCCAGCGCCUUUGGCGGUUUUCCAGAAUACUUCCGCCGCAAGAAGAUCAAGCUGCAGAAUCUCGACUCCGAGCUGAGGGCGGCAUCCGCGGACAAGCCAAAAAUCUUCAAGGGCGUGGUGGCGCAUGUCACAGGCUAUACUCAACCACCACUCCACGUGCUCCAUCAUGAUCUCGUGUCACAUGGAGCAGGUUUCAUCCAGUAUCUGGACGGGAAGACCAUGGCGACACACAUCAUCGCCUCCAGCCUCCCCCCCAAGAAGUCAGUCGAGUUCAACAAGUACCGCAUAGUCAAACCCGCCUGGGUCACCGACUCGAUAAAGGCGGGAAAGCUGCUUCCAUGGAACGACUACCGAGUUCUUGAUGAGGGCGCGCGACAGAAAACCCUGAAGUUCGAUGAUGGGAGCCUGUCGACACAAUCUCGUUCACAGCAGACUCCCGCGAGAUACAGGGAACAGACCGACAAUAGUUUCUACACAAGCCAGCUGCGCACUUUUGCGGAGGCCAUCGAUGGGAAAUCUAGCGAUAAUGACAAGAUCACGGCACAUUCCCCACGCACUUCAGCCAUCGCCAGUUCAGAUGACUGGGGCGGUCCACCUCAAGCACCUGCAAAGAAAGUAACGCCUGUGCAACCGCUGGGCGAGAGCGAACGCGCGGAAGACUCGGUUGCCGCAACGGAUAACCACGACCGGACCCCUGACUUCCGAACCGAAGCAGACUCCAAGCGUGAUGCCAGCAGUGCACCCGUCGCACCAGCGGACCAGAUGACAUCUGAGGAACACAAUGCAAUGCUUCUUCAGGAUCCGCACAUGAGGAAGUCUUCUACGGCAAACCCGGCCUUCCUGCAGCAGUACUAUUCCGAGAGUCGACUUCACCACUUGUCCUCGUGGAAAGCCGACCUCAAGUCUCGUAUGCAGAAAUUGGCUGCCGAAAAGGGACUUGGGGCGAAAGUCGGGAAGCGGAAACCUGGCUCCCGACGGUACGUCCUGCACGUUGAUUUUGACAGCUUUUUCUGCGCUGUCUCACUGAAGCGUGCCCCGGAGUUUGCGGACAAGCCGGCCGUUGUAGCGCACGGGAACGGCAGUGGCUCCGAAAUAGCAAGCUGCAACUAUCCGGCCAGAAAAUUCGGAGUAAAGAACGGCAUGUGGAUGAAAAGGGCAAAGGAAUUGUGCCCGGAUCUCAAAGUACUUCCAUACGAUUUUCCAGCUUAUGAAGAGGCAAGCGCGCUAUUCUAUGAAUGUAUACUGGAGACAGGAGGGGUCGUCCAGAGUGUUAGCAUCGAUGAGGCUCUCGUCGAUGUAACAUCGGUGAUCCUGGCCGCUUGCGGUUCUGACGGCACGGGCGUGGACGAGGGGAGCAUCUGGCGCGAGCAGGAUAAAGCUGACGAGAUCGCCGCAUCUCUAAGAACGAGAAUCAAAGCAAAGACGGCGUGCGAGGUUUCCGUUGGCGUAGGCAGUAAUAUCCUGCUUGCUAAAGUGGCGCUACGAAAGGCGAAACCCGCGGGACAGUAUCAGAUCAAGCCGGACGAGGUCCUGACCAUUCUUGGAGGGCUUAAAGUCGAUGACCUACCUGGUGUUGCCUACAGCAUUGCAGGCAAGUUGGAAGAGAUCGGCAUCAAAUUCGUCGACGACAUUCGUCAAACCUCGAAAGAGCGUCUUAUCGGCACUCUGGGCCCAAAAACUGGCGAGAAGCUCUGGGAAUAUGCACGGGGCAUAGACAGGGUCGAAGUUGGCGAUCAGGUGGUCCGGAAGUCCGUCUCGGCGGAAGUCAACUGGGGCAUCCGCUUCAUCAACCAGGAGGAAGCCGAGGAGUUUGUCUACAAUCUGUGCAAGGAGCUCGAAAAACGGCUUGUCAAUGAGCAGGUGAAAGGCAAACAGCUCACUAUGAAGAUCAUGCGACGAUCACUGGAUGCACCUCUCGAUCCGCCCAAGCAUCUUGGACAUGGCAAGUGCGACACAUUCAAUAAAAGCACAUUAUUCGGCGUUGCUACUCAUGAUUAUCGGAUUCUUGGGAAAGAGGCCGUGUCCAUCCUGAGAUCCUACAAGUUUAGUCCUGGCGAUCUUCGAGGCCUGGGAGUCCAGUUGACCAAGCUCGAGCCUAUCAAAGCCAUGAUGCAUGGAGCCGACAGCAGCCAGAAAAAGCUCAAUUUCGGCACUUUCCGCACGCCGGCCGUGCCGAAGCGAGCUGAUGAGGAACAAAUACAGGACAUUAACAACGACCGUGUUCCAAGCCUGUCUCCGAGCCGAGCUGCAGCACAAGAUCCCAUACAAGAUGGACCAAUCACGCCCAAAAAGCCGAAAGGGCAUCCUGCAUUACAGUUUGUCAAAGCAAGGGGAGAAGAUCUCAAAGCCAACACGCCACUGAAUCUUGGAGGCACGCAAUUCAUCAUCCCUACUAAUCCAGAUCCAGCUGUGCUAGCGGAGCUUCCGCAAGACAUACGAAGUCGGCUACUUGCUCAACAUGACCGUGCCUCCAGGUCUCGAGAGGCUACACCCGCCGCCGAGUCUGGAGCGAGUACGUCCCUCACAACAUUCCGGGUGCCAGAUGGUCUCGACCCGGAAGUUUUCCACGCGCUUCCAGACGACAUGAAAGCGGAAGUGCUAGCCUCAUAUGCUCGAGAAAACCAGCCUAACUCCCGGCCCCAGUCUCCCAGAAAGGAUCGACUGAUUACUACCACCAAGAAGACGACGCCAACCAAACGUCGUGUUCCUGGGCUCUUCGCACGCACAAAGGAAAGGCAGGCUGAUGCGUCAGCAAGGGUCGUGCAGACAAGCUUGCCAAGCAACGGAGAAUCUCUGUUUGGGAUAGACGACGUAGAAGAGUUGGACCCAGAGAUCCUGGCUGCUUUACCUGCAGAUGUGCGCAAAGAGGUCAUUGCCGAGCACCGGCGCAAGAAAGCCCAGCGCUCUGGAUUAGAUCUCAAAAUCAACCAGAGAAAGCUGCAAGACAUAGACGGCAUGGAUGAUGCUCUGCAAGGGGGCCAGAUGAGACUGCACUUUCCAGCUCGGCCUACCAAGGUGGCUUUUACUAGCGGAGGCCUCAAAACUCUCGUUGAGAUUCGCGACAUGCUGACCGUCUGGUUCAACGAGACACAGGCCGAUGGACCACACCAACGGGAUGUCGAAAUGUUGGAAAAGUACCUCGUCAAGGUCGUUCUGGAGGAAAAGGACAUGGGAAAAGCGGUCAAGCUCGUUAAGUGGCUCGAUUUCUUGGCGGAUGACAGCGAAGAUGUCGCUGCCAAGGGCAGGGGGGUUUGGAUGCAAGUUGUACAGAAACUCAGGACAGACCUGGACACUGCCAUGAAGUGUAGGGGCCUGGGUUCCCUGAACUGGUCAUGA